Cannabis sativa is the source of this 1221-nucleotide messenger RNA. RefSeq lists its product as uncharacterized. The transcript is spliced from 10 exons. Gene Ontology annotation, molecular function: nucleoside triphosphate diphosphatase activity. The record is from RefSeq and is a predicted model, not a curated record. The coding region runs from base 132 to 731 and encodes 199 amino acids. NCBI's taxonomy places the organism in Eukaryota, Viridiplantae, Streptophyta, Magnoliopsida, Rosales, Cannabaceae.
AUUUGAUUUUUUUUCCCUUCUUCCUGUUAUUUGGGCAAUAACGAAAGGUGGUCCAAAAUCGAAAGCUUUCAUAUCUUUAUCUUCUUAUCUCUGAGAAAGAAUAGAAUAACGUGAAACGACGGUGAAGAAAGAUGUCGUUCCAGAUAAUACUGGGUUCGGCUUCAAUGGCUCGGCGACGACUUCUUACUGAAAUGGGAUAUGAGUUUACUAUACUGACUGCAGACAUAGAUGAGAGGAGUAUAAGGAAAGAAACGCCAGAAGAAUUGGUAGUGGCUUUGGCUGAGGCAAAAGCAGAUGCCAUAAUAUCAAGACUCAAAAGUACAGGUCAAUUGGAAGAAGUUUCUCAGGAAAGACUCUUAAUUACUGCAGACACAGUGGUGGUAUCUUAUGGACAAAUUAGAGAAAAACCGUCCAGCAAGGAAGAAGCACGGAGCUUCAUCAAAGGCUAUUCUGGUAGUCAAGCAGCAGUUGUAGGAUCUGUUCUUGUAACCAACCUUAAAACUGGAAAAAGAAGAGGAGGAUGGGAGCGAGCAGAGGUUUAUUUCCAUGACAUACCAGAGGACAUUAUUGACAGCCUGGUUGAAGAGGCAGUCACACUCAAUGUUGCUGGGGGCUUGACACUGGAAAAUCCCCUGAUACUGCGUUUUGUAGAUGCAGUGGUUGGAACAAGUGAUGCAGUUAUGGGACUACCUAAAGCUCUUACAGAAAAGCUCAUUCACGAAGCACUCUAGUGUGGUUACAGGCGAUGUUAUUCGGUUGUAGUAGGGAAUGUUGUGAGAGGGGAAAUAACAACAAUGAGAAAGGGUGAGAUGAGGAUGGAGAGUAGUAGUUGUAAUGUUGGGAAUGAGACUAAUAAUAAGAAGGGAUUUUUUUGGAUGAGAGACCCAAAAACAGGAUAUUGGAUUCCAGAGAAUCAUAUUGGUGAAAUUGAUGUAGCUGACCUAAGAAACAACCUUCUUUCCAAGAAGAAUUAAUUGUCAUCAAACUUUACAAAUAUAUAUUUACUACCAUUUUUUUCCCAUUAGUAUUAGAUUAACUAUUAUUAUGGGCUGGCCAGGCCCAACUAGAAGUACCUUAAUAGUAAAUGUAUUAUGUAGUAUGAGCAUUCCUAUAUUUCGAAUGAGUAAUAUUCUAAAAAGUUAUUGCAUAUUAAACAUAUUAAGUGAUCCGAUAUUUAAUUUUACUAGUAGGGAUAUUUAUAAAUAAGAGGGUGUUUGGUGU